AUGGCACUGUUGCCGUGCUUCUACGAUCCUAUUGGUCGUCGACGCUCAGUAAAACCCAACGACAAAGAUGAUGAUGAUGCUGCGACUAGCGAGACAUUAGGCACAAAUGCGUGUCUUACUAUGGGUAAGGCUGAGGAGAAGACGUCGGUGCAAAGUGGACGCCAAGUUUCAGAGCCAGGACUUCGGCUUCAAGGACGCACCCAAUCCCCGCCACCUGCCGACUGA
Molecule: messenger RNA, 225 nt
Organism: Mesocestoides corti
Lineage: Eukaryota; Metazoa; Platyhelminthes; Cestoda; Cyclophyllidea; Mesocestoididae
Source: the annotation of a GenBank genome assembly